Molecule: messenger RNA, 3158 nt
Organism: Drosophila simulans
Lineage: Eukaryota; Metazoa; Arthropoda; Insecta; Diptera; Drosophilidae
Exons: 1
Coding region: 888-3002 (704 amino acids)
Molecular function (GO): endonuclease activity; protein binding
Source: RefSeq, a predicted model, not a curated record
UCCUUCGUAAUUACUAUCAAAUUGCUGUUAGCUGGCUAGAAACUUCCAUUGUACGUGCAGAUUUUAGGUAAUAUAUAUGCGAAUUUUGUUCAAAAUAAUUAAAGCCUUCGUGAUAGGACGAAGAUCAGGCAUUUAAAGAUAUAUUGUUUAAGACUGGGUCUUUGUUUGUGGUGAGAUAAGGUAUGAUUUUGUGUGUGUAAUCGAGGUUCUUGAGUUUGUUGUUAUUUAUUUGAUAACCAGCGCAAUUGCUCAUCAGCUUUAAUUUUAAUGCAAACGACCGUAAGUGCACUUUUGCCUGAUCAGUAAAUUUAUUUUCGAUGCCCCGUGUAGGAGAAUGACAACGUUUAUUUUUCUUAAACACUGCGUUUGUUUACUAACAACGCGAACACAAAAACAACUCAGCGAGUAACAACAAGCAAGAAGAGACCUCAAUGCGGUAUCGCAUAACAAGGGGCCUAGUAACCUUGGGCUCAUUUUAGCAUCGUUACGCCUUUGGCGGGAACUAGUUUGUGUUUCAAGAGAACUAAUAGUCAGAAAUAGCAACAACACGUGUUGCGCUCACUGAUCACAUUGCUGUGGUAGGCUUAUCGCAUGGAGCGUGCGCUCCAAGCCAACUAUGUGCCAAAAAUCAAUCGCAAUAAUUGGCAGAGCUCAGCUUGCGAAGACACAAAACCGGUUUUAAAUGUGGCGCUAAAAAUUCGGGCCACCAGCAAUUUCAAACUAGGACUGCGAACAUCUGGCAGCCUCGCCAUGUUUGCGAGUAUGGGCACACUGGAAAAUGCGGCACCGCUGACAUUGAAAAGGCGAGAAUUAAACGAUAAUUGAUUGCAGUUUGAAAUAGGAGCGAGAGAGUGCAUGGGUAAAAAUCAAUACAGGGAGCAGCACCGAUGGAGCAGCGCGCCAACUUCCUGGCUCUGACCCUCCUGGACGCCCUGGAGGACGAGAACGAGGCGGAUAUAAUGUCGAUGCUGGAGAGAAACAGCAUAAAUGCUGGCAUCGUGCCCUGCGAUCGAGGACUGGCUCCCUUGCACUACGUGUGCGGCAUGCGAAACGGGGGACUGGCCCAGCGAAUCCUGGAGCGGUUUCUCGAGUGUCCCGACCUCGACGUGAAUGCCCUGUGCGACGGCCAAACCACGGCGCUGCACAUCGCUAGCAUUUAUGGGCGGACAGAACUGGUUAGGAUACUGCUGGAGCGCGGAGCUCGCGCAGACCUGGCUGAUGAGGAUAAUAAGCUGCCAGUUCAUUACGCCAUUGAGGAGUGCCACUUCGAAGUGCUGCAGCUGCUCCGGGAUCACAUCUUCCGCGAGAGGCAGAACCAUAAGAAGCAGCAACAGCGAGUCCAGGUGGUCAACGCUCUAACCCCCAAUCAGCCGAGGUACAAUCACGAUGUAACUUCCCCGUACUACAUUAAUAUCACCCACAGACGGCAUCGACCGCAGCCGAAGUUUCCGGAGCCAACGGAGGUGGAGUGCACCGACAUUCCGGUCCUGCCGGAUGGGGAGUCUGUGAACCUGUUUGCCCUCACAGAAGCUCAUCUUACCCAACUCAUCCAGAGCCAACGGCAGCACCAGCCGGAGGAUCCUUAUCAGCCAAAGCGGCGAACUCUUAUUGAAAGCUGGCGCGAGAAAGUGGAACGCUCGCGCGCCCGCCAGUCCCUGUUCCACCAGUAUGAUGAGCAUGUGGAAGCGCUGGUGGAUGAUGCUAUUAGUCAGGAGGAUUUCAACUAUAAGGAGCACCUGCAGAAGAAGCUCAGAGACGAGGACAAUCCGAAAAAUCUGACAGAGGAUGCUCCAACCUCGGGUCGUCAGGUGUUCGAGAUGCUAGUGGAGCAGGUCUCUCAGGCUGUCGUUGUGGACCCGGAACCCGAGCACAGUUUUUUUACAGCUCAGGGCGACGAGGAGGACUUGACGGAGAGCUCAGCACGCCAGGAUGAGUACUUUCUGCAAAUCAAGGAGGCCUACGUUCACACCGACGACGAGAACGGAUUAGUUUUCUACGAGGCGAAAUACCUACAGAACAGGGACAGGCGGGAACCAGUCGUGCAAACUGCCAAAGAGAGGAAGCACGAUUUGGAAAGCUCCGUGAGCACUAAUUAUACCCUGCCAUUAGACUACGAAACGGACGCCCUGCGCCGGGAGUUGACACAGCUAGGUGCUCCGGUGGGUCCCAUUACCAAAACAACUAAGCGGCUGUACAUCAAGCAGCUAAUCAAAUACAAGCGCAAUACGGAGGCGCUGCUGGCCGCCCAAAAGCACGCCCAGGAGGCGCAGAUCCGAUACUCGGUAGAGCUUCAUCGCACCCUGCGGUCGCCAGAGGACUUUGCGAGGAUCAAUGAUUACUUGCCGCAUGAGGCAACCUCUGCAGCGCAUUUCGCAAAGUGUGGGGUGACAAAAAAGAACAUGCGAGAGGGGCACCUUAAACAGAGCUUCAUCUACAUGUUGAUCGAUCCACGCAUUUCUCGGAAUUUGCCUGGGGAGAGCGCUUUUCUCGAAAAGUUCGCGGUUUGGCAGCGUUUUUUGGACUCCAUUUUUUACAUAGGCAAGGGCAAAUCUUCGCGACCGUACGCUCACCUUUACGAUGCCAUGCGGCAGCACACACGCCUUCACCAGAAGCGCGAAAAGGAUAAGACAAAUAGGGAACGCGGCGGCGGAUUCCGCACCCUACAGCCAGAUGUUUUCCGCUCCCCGCCACCGGGAGAUGGUAAGAUGGGAAGCCGUAAGCUGGAGCGCAUCCUAGACAUUUGGCAACAUGGCAGUGGAGUCGUUUGUCUGCAUGUCUUUCACAACAUCUUGCCAAUUGAUGCAUACACACGCGAAGCGUCCAUAAUAGACGCUCUGGGCUUGAAUCACCUUACCAAUAUAAAGCGCGGCGACUACUAUGGGCCAGCUCAGUCUUGGACCAUGAAACAGAAAAAACAGUUGGGAAUAGCGCUGCUUUUCAAGGCCAUGCACAUCUAUCUGGCGGAGGGAGAAUCCCAGUUGUCGCCAAGCGACCUCCUCUGAGAACGGGAAUAAAAUGUGGUUUCGAAAAAAUAUUUACAAUUAGUACAAAGUGGAACGGCGCAUCUCGAAUAUUCAAAGAUUGAUCUCAAGAUUAAUUACAUUUAGAAAAUGGACAGAAUAAAAAAAUUGGGAAAUUAAUAAUAUGUUUGAAUUCAA